UUUGGAGACAUUUGGGCUGGGCAGUAGCCCACCCUUCCCUUGGCAUUGAACCGCCAAGAACAUACCGUUGAGAGACCAAACUGCGACGACACCAAACGGUGCUUUUUCGGAGACCACUUAUUCGUCCACCCAAUUCAACCUCCUCGUCUUCGUAGAUCUGCAUCUUUCUCAUCUCUAGCACACAAUUUGACACACUGUUUAACAAAUCAUCAUCAUCGGCACCGGCACAGACGUCAAAUCUUCGCCGUAGAUCUGAAAAUGGUGCUGGUCUCAGCCGUACGGGAUUACAUAAGCCGGAUGUUGCAGGACAUCUCCGGCAUGAAGGUUCUUAUCCUCGAUUCCCACACGGUUAGUAUAGUGAGUGUGGCGUAUUCGCAAUCCGAGCUUCUUCAGAAAGAAGUGUUUUUGGUGGAAUUGGUUGACUCCAUUUCCAAGUCCAGAGAAUCCAUGUCUCAUCUCAAAGCCGUUUACUUCCUUGCACCCACUUCUGAGAAUAUCCAGUAUUUGCGCCGGCACUUGGUUGCUCCUAGGUUUGGAGAGUAUCACCUGUUUUUCUCCAACAUAUUGAAGGAUACCCAGAUUCAUAUUUUAGCUGAUUCAGAUGAGCACGAAGUUGUGCAGCAACUUCAGGAGUUCUAUGCAGACUUUGUUGCCAGCGAUCCUUACCAUUUCACUUUGAAUGUGCCAUCAAAUCACAUUUAUAUGCUCCCAGCAGUUGUAGAUCAUUCAAAUUUGCAGCGCUUCUCUGAUCGAGUUGUUGAUGGAAUUGCAGCUGUCUUUUUGGCAUUAAAACGAAGACCUGUAAUUCGUUAUCAAAGAACAUCUGAUAUUGCGAAAAGGAUUGCACAGGAAACAGCAAAGCUGAUGUACCAGCAGGAAAGUGGACUUUUUGAUUUCAGACGAACAGAAAUUUCUCCAUUGUUGCUGGUAAUUGAUAGGAGGGAUGAUCCUGUAACCCCAUUGCUGAAUCAGUGGACCUAUCAGGCAAUGGUUCACGAAUUGAUUGGUAUUCAAGACAACAAAGUGGACUUAAGAACCAUUGGCAAAUUUCCAAAGGAUCAACAGGAGGUUGUGCUAUCAUCAGAACAAGAUGGUUUUUUCAAAAAGAACAUGUACGAGAACUUUGGUGAUAUUGGGAUGAACAUCAAGCAGUUGGUUGAUGAAUUUCAGCAAAUUUCGAAGAGUAACCAGAACAUUCAGACGAUAGAGGACAUGGCCAAAUUUGUUGACAAUUACCCUGAGUACAGAAAGAUGCAUGGAAAUGUUUCAAAGCAUGUGGCACUGGUUACAGAAAUGAGCAAACUAGUUGAAGAGAGAAAACUUAUGUUAGUUUCACAGACAGAACAGGAGUUGGCUUGCAAUGGUGGGCAGGUGGCAGCUUUUGAGGCGGUGACAAAUCUAUUAAACAAUGAAAGUGUAUCCGAUAUUGAUCGCCUACGACUUGUCAUGUUGUAUGCUUUGCGCUAUGAGAAGGAAAGCCCUGUGCAACUGAUGCAAUUAUUUAACAAACUGUCUUCUAAGUCUGCCAAGUACAAGCCUGGGCUUGUCCAGUUUCUCUUGAAGCAAGCGGGUGUGGAUAAGCGAACUGGGGAUCUUUAUGGAAAUCGAGAUUUCUUAAAUAUUGCACGUAACAUGGCUCGGGGGUUGAAGGGGGUUGAGAAUGUGUACACACAACACCAGCCUCUUCUCUUCCAAACUAUGGAAAGCAUCACCAAGGGACGACUGAGAGAUGUGGACUACCCAUUUGUUGGAAAUCACUUUCAGCAGGGCAGGCCUCAAGAAGUUGUGAUUUUCAUUGUUGGAGGAACAACAUACGAGGAGUCUCGCUCUGUAGCUUUACAAAAUUCUAUGAAUACUGGAAUUCGUUUUAUACUUGGUGGUUCUGCGAUUCUCAAUUCUAAGAGGUUCUUGAAAGAUUUGGAAGAAGCUCAGAGAGUAGCUCGGACUAGCAAUGCUGUCUGAAUUUUGGGUUCUUGUAUAUCUUUCAUUUCAAGAGCCAUGUGCACAAGUGUUUGUGGAUGUAUACGGGUGUUUAGAUAUGGUCACCAGCUAUAAUAUCAAAAAUUGCCACACAUGCUUGAGGGUUCAUCAGAAUCGCCCUCUGGUCCUGCAGAAGACACGGCCUUUUCGUUACCAUUUUGUUGGGAGUAAUUACUGAAGGGGAUUUGUAUCCCAUAAAUUUGGAGGGAAAGAUCUAACAGCAGUUUCCCUCCAUACCAUAAGAAGCAUAGAAAAGAAUGAGAUCUCACAACUUUGCACCAAUUUUUUCGCUAACCAAGCCGGAUACCCUAGGACUUAAUUAACAUGUACUUUCUUGCCUUGUUCAGAAGAAGCUUGUCAUACAUGAAAUCUCCCUAUUCUUUUUAUUUUAAUAUACAUUACUGUAUCAAUGUAGUUUGUACUUAAGAUAUUGUGAGAGAUCAACAAAGUAUAGAUUUACAGUA
Prunus dulcis (almond) is the source of this 2444-nucleotide messenger RNA. Its product is annotated as vacuolar protein sorting-associated protein 45 homolog. Gene Ontology annotation, cellular component: Golgi membrane. The transcript is spliced from 13 exons. The record is from RefSeq and is a predicted model, not a curated record. NCBI's taxonomy places the organism in Eukaryota, Viridiplantae, Streptophyta, Magnoliopsida, Rosales, Rosaceae. Bases 259 to 1962 code for a protein of 567 amino acids. Gene Ontology annotation, biological process: vesicle-mediated transport; intracellular protein transport.